Molecule: messenger RNA, 985 nt
Organism: Trichogramma pretiosum
Lineage: Eukaryota; Metazoa; Arthropoda; Insecta; Hymenoptera; Trichogrammatidae
Exons: 2
Coding region: 20-706 (228 amino acids)
Source: RefSeq, a predicted model, not a curated record
UAAUAAUAACAAAUGCUUUAUGAAUUAUUUAAUGGGUGUAAAGGAUCCAUCCAUUAGAAAAUGGUUGACUAAAGGCUAUAAAAUAAAAAAUAACAAUUUAAAUGAAAGAAAAGAGCAUUUAAGAGACGAUCAACAGAAGAAAAACCCCACACCGGCGAAAAAAAGAUCAUCUUUAGCACGGCCUGUAAGAGUUCACGAUAGCUUUUCACAAGAAAAUGCUCCAAUUUAUAAUAAUUGGAACGAUGACCAGAGUUCUCAGAACCAAAAACUUCCGCAACAAAGUAAUAUGCAAAUAGAUAAUCAUGAAGACACAAAAGUGGACAUAAAAAUUGAAAGUAAAAAUGAAAAAAAAAUUGAAAGAAAAAUUCAACCAUUUGGUCCGACAAUUGAUGAUGUAGUUGAAAUUCAAGUAGAUGAAGAAGUUACCACAUGGCCAUUACGCCUCAAAUUAGGCGAUUUCCUUGAUUUUCCCUUGCCUAAGUGCCACCGACGUAAACGGCACCGGCGACGCUUAAUGAUGAUAGCAACUGUACAUGAAAAAACGAUGAAGUCCAUGUUGGAAGCUGGUGGGAUUAAAUCCUGGCAACAAAUGCAGAAGCAAAAAAUUUUUGGUUUCAAAGACACCGAACGCCUCCUCAACGUUUUCAGUACUAAUAAUGUGGACCAAAAUAAUGGGUACAAUUUCAUACGUUGCUCCGUCAUGUAGAAUCUAUAACUUUGAGUAAAUUCAAGAUUCACGAGGUUAAAUUCCCUCUUUUACCUGAGAUCUGAACUUAUUUAGUAAAGUUGUUUAUACGUAUAAUAUCGACAUCUUGGACUAUAUAGUUUUAUAAUCGGUAACAAUUACGGUAUUUUGAAACUAAUACUCAGCUGAAAGCACGUCACUUCAAAUUUGCAUAUUUUAGAAAUUAUCAUCGUAGUGAGUAAUCGUUAUAUUGACUAUAUUUUCAAAUACAUCUAGGCCUUAUUUAUUUAUAAAGAAUUU